AGUACAUCAUUCAACUUGCACAAAAAUCUCUCAAAUACUUUUUUCCAAAAUCACGAGCAAGGCAACUAUUUUCAUGCGAUUGUGCAAACAAUACUGGCCAACACCAGCCACAAGAGGCUCAAAGGUUGGUCCUGAUAUGUUUUGGCCAUUGACAUCACUUAUUCUUGCUGUGAUUGCUAUAUUGCUGAUUGCCAUCAAUAUCAAGGAAAGAAGCAGCCACUACAAUGACGUGCUGGAGCUGGAGUUAGCGCUGCAAAGUACUGUUAGUGAUAAGCUUAGAUAUAACCGAAGGUUGCUGAGCAGUGAAGAACCGAUAAUUUUUAUUGGCGGUAUACCGCGUUCCGGUACAACACUUUUGAGAGUAAUGCUUGACUCCCACGAGGAUAUCCGUUGUGGCGAAGAAACACAUGUGAUACCUGAAAUACUAGAGUGGAGGAAAAAAUGGGAGAGAACGGAUAUGGCUGGAUACGCUGAGUUGAGCGGUCUAAGUCAGCAGACUAUUGACGAUGCUACUUCGGCCUUCAUUUCUGAGCUGAUCGCCAAACAUGGAUCGUUAGCCAAGCGACUCUGUAACAAAGAUCCGUACACUGCAGAAACUAUGGUAUUUCUCAGGAGAAUUUUUCCAAAGUCCAAACAUAUCCUCAUGAUUCGUGAUGCUCGAGCUAUUAUUCAUUCAAUGCUUAAGAGAAAAGUACCAGUUCAUGGAUACAAUCGUUCGGAUCAUCAGCAAAUGUUUUCCACGUGGAAUGCGCAUAUAUCAGUGAUGCUUAAUGCCUGUGCAACUGUGAAAAACUCGUGUAUCCUGGUCUUCUACGAACGCCUUGUGCAACGAACAGAAGAGGAGGCUCGACGUAUAUUAAAAUUUCUAGACAUACCAUGGUCAGACGAUGUUUUACGGCAUCAGGAGAAAAUCGGAAAAGAAGUGCAACUAAACCCCAUGGAGUUUUCGACUUCACAAGUCAAGGAAAGGAUUUAUCAAAAGGCGUUGACGUCUUGGUUCGAUUAUUUUUCUGACGAUGUCCUGGAAAAUUUGAACAAAACUGCUCCACUUUUACGACGACUAGGAUAUGACACAUCCUCCAAUAGACCAAACUACACUUCAUUUGCAUCUGACACUUUUUAUGAGAACUGGACUGCAUCGCAGCUGAUGUUUAUUCUGAAUCAAACAAGCAUUCCAUAA
This is a messenger RNA of Cylicocyclus nassatus, 1180 nucleotides long. NCBI's taxonomy places the organism in Eukaryota, Metazoa, Nematoda, Chromadorea, Rhabditida, Strongylidae. The record is from the annotation of a GenBank genome assembly.